CUUCUAUGUUAGAGAUGAAUUCGUCGGGAUUGUUCCUAAUUUCAUUUCUGGUUGGUUUAUGUAACGGUAAAGAGCAAGAAAAAUGUCGACGAGUACAGAUGAACCCCACAGUUCAGGACUUCUUCCUCGAAAAACACGUUUUUAAGAUGAUGGAGAUUAACACAGUCAGUGCAUGUAAAGCAAACUGUAUCAUAGAAGAUGACUGCAUUUCCUAUAAUCUAAAACCACAAAAGAAUGGAAAAUAUUUGUGUGAAGUAAGUGACUCAGAUCAUGAAACUAAUCCCAAGGAUCUCAGGCACAAAGAAGGAUCCGUUUAUAAAUCAUUUAAGAAUCGCUGUUCCAGUGCUCUUUGUCCAUCAAGCAAGCGAUGCCAAACUGGUUUCACCAGUAAAGGUUGUCGUUGUGUUUACACAAAUGGACAAAUGGAAGAUAACUGCACUGAAGGUGUUCUAGGACCACCUUUGGUGCGAGUUGUUCCCCACAUAAUUGAAACUGUGGAGGGCAGGAAUGUUACUGUAAUGUGUAACGUGACAGCUAAUCCUAAACCAGACAGGAUCACAUGGAGCAAGUCAGAAGGGAUUAUUUCCAGCACGAUAGGCAUAGUUAAUAAAGGAAAUCUCACCAUACUAAAUAUCAGUACACAAGAUAACGGCUCCUACCGUUCAGUCUCCUUAGAUGAUGUUGCUGUUUUCAUGGCAACUACCCUUAAAAACCAGCUUCCUUUCAGCAGGAAACAACAGUGGAACGCUUACGAAAAUUUAUUAGCAGUUCACGAGCUUCUCUGA
This is a messenger RNA of Stylophora pistillata, 785 nucleotides long. RefSeq lists its product as uncharacterized. The record is from RefSeq and is a predicted model, not a curated record. NCBI's taxonomy places the organism in Eukaryota, Metazoa, Cnidaria, Anthozoa, Scleractinia, Pocilloporidae. Gene Ontology annotation, biological process: dendrite self-avoidance; axon guidance; homophilic cell-cell adhesion. Gene Ontology annotation, cellular component: axon; plasma membrane. Gene Ontology annotation, molecular function: cell-cell adhesion mediator activity.